Messenger RNA from Aegilops tauschii subsp. strangulata, 2989 nucleotides. RefSeq names its product receptor-like protein kinase ANXUR1. Gene Ontology annotation, biological process: protein phosphorylation. Gene Ontology annotation, molecular function: transmembrane receptor protein tyrosine kinase activity; ATP binding. The record is from RefSeq and is a predicted model, not a curated record. Lineage: Eukaryota; Viridiplantae; Streptophyta; Magnoliopsida; Poales; Poaceae.
AUGGCGGCCGCCCGAGGCCGAGGCGUCCUUCUCGCCGUCCUCCUCUUGAUGAUGGUGGCGUUUGCGUUCGUCGACGCAGACAUAUACAAGCCAACGGACUCCAUUCUGGUUCACUGCGGGUCGGACAAGGACGGGCAAGACGAGGACGGCAGGAAGUGGACCGCCGACAAGGACAGCAAGUGGCUCCCCGACGGGGGCAAGUCCUCCGUCAUGGGCACCGCCGACGUGCCGGACCCGUCGCUCCCCUCCCCUGUGCCCUACAUGACGGCGCGGGUCUUCCCCAAGGAGACCGCCUACACCUUCCCCGUGGCCGACGCCGACCGCCACUGGGUGCGCCUCCACUUCUACCCGGCGGCCUACCACGGCAUCCCCGCCGACCACUUCUUCUUCUCCGUCACCACCUCCACCGGCGUCACGCUGCUCCGCAACUUCAGCGUCUACACCACCGCCAAGGCCCUCACCCAGGCCUACAUCGUCCGGGAGUUCUCCCUCCCUCCCUCCACCACCGGCUCGCUCUCCCUCAAAUUCACGCCCACCGCCAUGAACAACGCCUCCUACGCCUUCGUCAACGGCAUCGAGAUCAUCUCCAUGCCCAGCUUCUUCGGCGACCCGGCCACGCUGGUCGGUCUCGACGACCAGUCCCUCGACGCCAGCGCCGGCAACCUGCAGACCAUGUACCGGCUCAGCGUCGGCGGCUCCUACAUCCCUCCCGCCAACGACUCCGGGCUGUCCCGUGAGUGGUUCUCCGACACACCCUACGUCUACGGCGCCGCCACGGGCGUCACCUUCGAGGCCAACGACACGAUCCCGAUCAAGUACCCGACCCCCGCCGACGAGUAUGCCGCGCCCGUCAGCAUCUACGACUCGUUCCGCCACAUGGGGCGCGACCCCAAGAUGAACAGGAACAACAACCUCACCUGGGUGUUCGAGGUGGACGGCAACUUCACCUACCUCCUCCGCCUCCACUUCUGCUCGCUCAUGGAAGACAAGAUCAACCAGGUCGUCUUCGCCAUCCUCGUCAACAACAAGACGGCCACCACCACCGGCAGCGCCGACAUCAUCGCCUGGGCCAAGGAGAAGAACCCUGCUAAUCCCGGCGCGCCCGGCAAAGGCGUGCCGGUCUUCAAGGACUACGCCGUGUUCAUGCCCGCCGCUCCGGCAGGCAGCGACACCAUCCUCUGGCUCACGCUGCGCCCAGACACCGCCACCAAUCCACAGUUCGUCAACGCUUUCCUCAACGGCCUGGAGGUCUUUAAGGUGAGCGACGCCUCCGGCAACCUGGCCGGCCCAAACCCCGACAUCUCCAAGAUGCUGGCGGAGGCCGAGCUGGGGGCCGUGGACGGGCAGUUCAGGGAGAAGCCGAGCAACGUCGGGGCGCUCAUCGGCGGGGCGGCGGGCGGCGCGGCGGCGUUCGGGCUGGUGGCGGCCGUGUGCUUCGUGGCGUACCAGAGCAAGAGGAGGAGGGAGCUGAGCAGCAGCCCGUCGCACUCCUCCUCCGGGUGGCUGCCGGUGUACGGCGGCAACUCGCAGACGAGCGUGAGCAAGUCGUCGGGCGGCAGGAGCGCGGUGACGCUGAACCCCAACAUCACGGCCAUGUGCCGGCACUUCUCGUUCCAGGAGAUAAAGUCGGCGACCAAGGGGUUCGACGAGUCGCUGGUGAUCGGCGUGGGCGGGUUCGGGAAGGUGUACCGGGGGGUGGUGGACGGGGACACCAAGGUGGCCAUCAAGCGGAGCAACCCGUCGUCGGAGCAGGGGGUGCUGGAAUUCCAGACGGAGAUCGAGAUGCUGUCCAAGCUGCGGCACAAGCACCUGGUGUCCCUCAUCGGGUGCUGCGAGGACAACGGCGAGAUGAUCCUGGUGUACGACUACAUGGCGCACGGCACGCUGCGGGAGCACCUGUACAAGAGCGGCAAGCCGCCGCUGCCGUGGAGGCAGCGGCUGGAGAUCGUGAUCGGCGCCGCCCGGGGGCUCCACUACCUGCACACGGGCGCCAAGUACACCAUCAUCCACCGCGACGUCAAGACCACCAACAUCCUCGUCGACGAGAAGUGGGUGGCCAAGGUGUCCGACUUCGGGCUCUCCAAGACGGGGCCGACGGUGCAGAACCAGACGCACGUGAGCACCAUGGUGAAGGGCAGCUUCGGGUACCUGGACCCGGAGUACUUCCGGCGGCAGAAGCUGACGGAGAAGUCGGACGUCUACUCGUUCGGCGUGGUGCUGUUCGAGGUGCUGUGCGGGCGGCCGGCGCUGAACCCGAGCCUGCCGCGGGAGCAGGUGAGCCUGGCGGACCACGCGCUGAGCUGCCAGCGGAAGGGCACCCUGGAGGAGAUCAUCGACCCGGUGCUGGAGGGGAAGAUCGCGCCCGACUGCCUCAAGAAGUUCGCCGAGACGGCGGAGAAGUGCCUGGCGGACCAGGGCGUGGACCGGCCGUCCAUGGGCGACGUGCUGUGGAACCUCGAGUUCGCGCUGCAGCAGCAGGACACCUUCGAGAACGGCGGGAAGCCGCCCGAGGUGGACGACUACAGCAGCAGCUUCACCAUCACCCCGCCGUCCAUGGAGGAGAGCCUGGCGGCCAACGCGGCGGCGCUCUCGCUCAUCAGCGAGGACAUGGACGAGGAGGACAUCGCCAACAGCGUCAUCUUCUCCCAGAUCGCAAAACCCACCGGACGAUGAUCUUCACUCCACUUCGCUUCACUUCACUUGAUGCACGGACGUCUCGUCUCGUGUAACAGAUGAGAUCAGAUCCUAGAUCAGAUCGAAUGUGUUGUAGUACCCCUCCCUACGUACCACCAGCACACAAGACAGCAGACAUGCAUGCAUUCAUGGAAAUGCAUGCAUGCAGACGGCCCGUCGAUCGGCCUGGGUGGGUGCAUCGGAGACUGUGUCGUACGUACCAGCUGCUCUAUAUACUGUAUGUAUAUGUAUGUAUGUAUAUGUUCCCCAAUUAGUGUAAAGGAAAACUUGUAAUACAAACUCGAGUCUUCUUCAA